AUGUCAAAUCAAUCCUCACUACCUCAAAGUCUAUUACAACAAUCUCAAUUAGAUGAUCUACUACGGAAUAAUCAAAGGUUUCAUUUGUUUCCCAAAGAUAGAAUAGAGGCAUUAGCAACUACCUCCGGAUUAAUAGGAAUAUUUGCAGGUUUUUAUGAUGGAAUUCAAAAAACAUCAAAUAGAUAUUUAGUUGAAAAUGGUCAUAGAUUACCACGUACAAAAGGUGGUUGGUAUUUUUAUCAUAAAAGAAAAAAUUAUGAAUUAAUUGUUGGUGGAACCACACAAGCUUUUAAAACUGGUUUAAAAUUUAGUUCAAUAGUUGGUUGUUUCUUUUUAUUAGAAUAUGGUUUAGAUUUAGCAAGAGGACAAAUUGAUUUUUUAAAUACUACAGCUGCUGCUGCUUUAGGUUCUACCAUAUAUACAAGAUAUAAACAAUUGAGUUAUAUACAAAGUAGAAAAAUAAUAAUAGGAGGAACUUUAAGUGGGGUUGUGUUGGGUAUAAUACAAGAUCUAUUAAUUAAUGCUAGGAACGGGAAUGUUUGGUAUAUACUGGAAUAUAAAAGAAGGUUUCAUGUAAAUAAAUAA
Molecule: messenger RNA, 585 nt
Organism: Lodderomyces pseudojiufengensis
Lineage: Eukaryota; Fungi; Ascomycota; Pichiomycetes; Serinales; Debaryomycetaceae
Exons: 1
Coding region: 1-585 (194 amino acids)
Source: RefSeq, a predicted model, not a curated record